Molecule: messenger RNA, 2116 nt
Organism: Apis cerana (Asiatic honeybee)
Lineage: Eukaryota; Metazoa; Arthropoda; Insecta; Hymenoptera; Apidae
Source: RefSeq, a predicted model, not a curated record
AUGGAUAUAAAUACUGUGGAAGAUGAAGAUGUAUCUUUCCAUUUGGGGGAAAUGUUUGAUAGUUAUGAAGAAUUGGAACAUAAACUGGAAAAAUUUUCAAAGCGUAGCCUAGUUCACUAUUGGAGAAGAGAUAGUAGAACAGUUAGCGGAGCUCAUAUGAAAACUGCUCGUCCCAUUAGCGAGCGUUUAAAGUAUUAUUCGGUCAAAUAUGCUUGUAUUUAUGGUGGUCAAAAGUUUCUACCUCGUGGAGCUGGCAGAAGACAGUCUCAAUCAAUAAGAACAAAUUGUCCUGCUCAUAUUAUGUUAAGAGCAUCAAAAGAUGGUACAAAAUUAGAAGUAACUAGUGUCAAUAAUGAACAUAAUCAUGAAAUUUCAGAGGAAUUAUUUAAGAAUCUUCCACAAGAAAGGAAAUUAUGUGGCGAAAUUAAGCAAGAAGUACAAGAUCUCAUGCAGUUACAUAUUGAUCGUAAAAGAUUGAAAGAAUAUGUACGAUUACGAACAAACAAAAUACUUAGAUCCAAAGAUUUAUUUAAUAUAGCAGCAGCCAAUAAACAAAAAAGGAAUAUAACACCUGAGAGAGCAUAUCAAUUAUUUAAAAAAAUUCAUGAUAUAGAGAAAAUGCAAGGUAAAAAUAAUGAUAGGAAAAUGUAUUCUGAAUCUGAAGAUGAAAUUGCACAGACGAUAAAAAGAAUGAAAAAAGAACAAGAAUCUCCUUGGGGACAAGAUGGAUUGCCAACCGAAUUAGAAGUAAGCGAAGGAAAUGACGGUGAUGAUUCCUAUAGCGGUCAAUUAACUCAAGAAGAAGUAGUAGAUGAAAUUGAUACAACAGAAGGAGAAUUAUUAAGGGCAAAUAAUGAUGGGGAUAUUAUAGCAGCAAAUGGUGAAAUUGUAGGGGAGUUAGUAAUGCAAGAUGGAGAUCCAUCUGUAAUUGUUGAAUCCAUCGUAAAUGCUGAUGGUUCUGUUUUUGUAGAUGAAAGAGAAUUUAAUACUUAUUGUAACAAUCAUUUGUCACAUACUGUAGAUGGUAGUCAAUCUCCUAGUACUAGAGAUAUUGAAACCAUCGCAUCUACGACUGAUAUGGAAAAAGUAAAAGGAACAUCUACAUCUCCGAAACAACAAACUAGGUCUCUUACACCUCAAUCGCAACAACAACCAGUAAAAUCACCAUCAAAUACUUUUGAUGAAACUGCAGAUUCUAGAAUAUGGAUCAUGAAAGAAGCUACAAAUGUUGAGGCAGAGCCUGAUAGUGAACCUGAGAGUGAAAUAAUCGGUUCAAAAUCAACGACAACAGUAAAACCGGAUGUCGAUACACCUGAAGUAAUAUUUUCAGAUGAAGCUAGUGCUCAAUUACUUCAGGAACAACUAGCAGUUCUUCGUGCAGAGAAAGGAAAGUUAUAUCAUGAAACUGAAAUGUUAAAACUUAAAAAGGACAAAUUAAAGUUACAAAUGAAUUGUUAUUCGAAUGAGAUACGAAAGCAAGAAAUGGAAAAAGAGAAAUUGAGACUUGAAAUUAAAUUGCUACAAUCAAAAGUUAUGGAAGAUUCUAACGAUGUUUCUCAUUAUAUUUUUGUACCUUGAGCAAUAUUUGAUGGUCAAAGAAAUGUGAUUAUAACAGGCAGAUAUAUUGUUAAGAUUUUCUUCUUUCUAUUAUCAAAAAUUAUACGAAAAUAAUUUUUGAAAAUACAAUUUUAAUUUUUUCAACCAAUGCAUAAUAACGAUAAAAAUAUUAUAAAGAAAUAUUUUGCUCAUUUAUUCAAUUAUUAUUAAAAACUGACUUAUUCUACUUUAAGAUUUUAAGUUAUUAUCUUUCUCAUUUUUGUAUAUUUUUUUGCAUAUUCGAUAAAUUUACUUGAAAUUGAGACAUAACGUAAGGAUAUUCUAUCUAAUAUUUUAUUGUUUAAUGUUGAUUUUAUUAAUAUUUUUAUUAAAAUCGAUAUAUAUGUAUGUUCUAAAUAAAUUCUAUAUUAAUAUUUAAAAAAGAUAUUCAACGCGAGAAGUUCUUGGAAGUAUUCUUUACAUUAAUAAUGUGGCUAAAUAAUACUAUACAAAUGUAUAGCUAGUAUAAUAAAUUAUUUUGCAAAUAAAAUCAUUUUUUAUUGUAAUAAAUCUUAUAUUU